Notolabrus celidotus (New Zealand spotty) is the source of this 3182-nucleotide messenger RNA. RefSeq names its product MON1 secretory trafficking family member Bb (gene mon1bb). The record is from RefSeq and is a predicted model, not a curated record. Lineage: Eukaryota; Metazoa; Chordata; Actinopteri; Labriformes; Labridae. Gene Ontology annotation, biological process: vesicle-mediated transport; protein targeting to vacuole. Bases 154 to 2103 code for a protein of 649 amino acids. The transcript is spliced from 6 exons.
CCGGAUGUCUGCGGUGCUAAGAGGAAAAUUUGUUUUCUGCUUCUCAUUCUUGACAGCUUGUUUGCCACUGGGGCUGCCGAUGAAGGUAAAUGUAUCGAAGUAGACUUCCAACUCAGCAUUUCGACUGUACCUAAAACUGACUGGGAUGGUAUCAUGGAGAGAGACAAUCAUCAAGAAGGAGAGGCACAUGGAGUAAAGAUUUGUGAUCCACCCUCUGUGAACAAUCCACCUGGUGAUAACUUGGCUACUUCCCUCUCCCUCUUGGGAAAUCACAUGUUUCCUGAUGUGGUGGGGAGAAACAACAGUACCAGUACUACCAAAGAGGAGACUGCAGAUUCACUGUCUUCAGAUGUUUCAGCAGAGUGCCAGAGUCUGGAUGCGGAGCACCAGAGUCUGGGUGUGGAGCGCCAGAGUCUGGAUGCAGAGCGCCAGAGUCUGGAUGCAGAGCGCCAGAGUCUGGAUGCAGAGCGCCAGAGUCUGGAUGCAGAGCCCCAUUCUGAUCAGGUAACAGAGCUGGAGACUGAGGACGCGGAAAACUCUGAGAACCACAACAAUAUGUCAACCCAGCAGUCUGAUGGAGGAAGCGAGGGAGCUGCUAAUGACAAUGAACAGAGCGACUCUGGGGAGUUUGUUGUUACAAUGCUGGCCAAGGCCAAGCUGGAGGAGCAAGGUAUAGGUGUGAAAGGAAGGUCAUCUCCUUUGUUGGAGGCAGGUACCCAAGAAUCCCCUAACUUCCUGUCUCACCGUGACGAGGAUGUGACAGCUGAGAGCUGGCGGCAGCAUAGGAAGCAUGUUUUUGUGCUAAGUGAAGCAGGGAAACCAAUCUAUUCACGAUACGGUAGUGAAGAGGCCCUUUCAUCGACCAUGGGAGUCAUGAUGGCGCUGGUGUCAUUUGUUCAGAGUGGAGAUAAUAUCAUCCGCUCAGUUUAUUCAGAGGAGCACACUGUGGUCUUCUUACAGAAGGGGCCCCUGGUGCUGGUGUGUGUCUCCAGCAGUCGUCAGUCUGAGCGGCAGCUGCGUGGAGAACUCCUUUAUGUUUACUAUCAGAUCAUAAGCAUGCUAACACAGGCAAGUAUAUCCCGCAUCUUUGAACACAAGAAAAACUAUGACCUGAGGAGACUCCUUGCGGGAUCAGAGAAGAUCCUUGAUGGCCUCCUCAACCUUGUGGAUUCUGACCCAAGCUUCCUGCUUGCAGCCGUGCACUGCCUGCCUUUAGCAUCCUCUCUCAGGGACUCUCUCAGCCAGAUUCUGCAGAAAGCCAUCACACCUAAUCUGGUUUUCUCCAUCCUCAUCGCUAAGAACCAGCUGCUCACUAUCGUCCAGGAAAAGACAGUGAUUGAGGACAGUAGGCUGGAGCCCGCGGACGUCCACCUCCUGCUCAACCUCAUCGGGGCCUCCUCUGCCUUUCAGGCUGGGGAGAUCUGGACUCCAAUCUGCCUCCCCCUUUUUAACCCGGACUGUUACUUUUACGCAUACAUUUCUUACCUGGACCCUCCAGAAUGCACUGUUUGUUUGCUGCUGCUCUCGACAGACAAGGAAGCUUUCUACGCCGUGGCUGACUGUAAGAGGAAGAUAGAGGAGGCCAUGGUGGCUCAGAACUCCCUGAGCCUCAUCGCCAAAGUGCAGUCGUACAGCGUGAGCCAGGUGGGCGUUUCAGACCUCAGACACUUCAUGUACAAACCCUUUGAUGUGCCAGACACCUACCGCCAGCUCACGCAGUUCACCAGCCCAGAGAUGGAGGCGCCCUACAGCAGUGAAGGGGAGAAAAUGAGACUUCUAGACCUCUAUCGGUACAUGCACAGCCGCAUCCACAGCACCUCACGACCCCUCAAGCUGAUCUACCACGUCGCUGAGAGGGAAACCCUGCUAGCAUGGGUCACGAGUAAAUUUGAGCUGUACACCUGCUUCAGUCCUCUGGUGACAAAGGCCUGUGCCAUCACAGCUAUCACAAAGCUUCUGAGGUGGAUAAAAAAGGAGGAGGACCGUCUCUUCAUCAGAUACCCCCCAAAGUAUUCAACCACCCCGAACCCCAGCAAGAGCUCUCGAGGGGGCAAAUCUGACCAGCAAGACACCACAGAUAACGGCUUCUUAUCUCUUCUAUAGGACUCUAAGUGCUGCUCUAGCUGCUCUGCCUCAGUCAACAAUAGUUUGUACACUGGUUCUGAGAUAUUUUUGAACCCUCUUUUGACACUAGUUGGACUUGACAGACAUUGACUACGAGGACUAAACACUACGUUUUUCACUAUUUAAGAAGGAGUGAUCUCAUUUAAGCUAGUAUUAUUUCUUUCCUUAAAUAAGAAAGUAAGUAUGUUGUUGCAUCACUGCUUUCAGUCUGAAAGAGUCAGGGCAAAAAAGAAACAUCAUUAGUGUGUUUUAUUAAGAUGAACUGUGGUAGGAAAUAAUUGCAAUGAUAUUUAAAUGUUUUUAUAUUGUUUUAUUACUGCAACAAAAGAGAAAUUUCCCUCGCGGACGGUGAAUGUAUCAAACAGGUGACAGUUCAUUCAUAGGCUAGAACUACUCUUUCUGGUGUAAGUUAAGAUGAAGGGUUAGAUAAACUUUCUCAGAUUAGUUUUUUUAAAGACAAAAAAAAUAUCAACAUGUUACACAACAGGAUAUGCAAGAAACAAAAAUAUGGUGCGUUUAAGGCUCAAGAAAAACUGGAAUAUCAACAACUGGAACUGGCAUGACUGGGAUGGGCUGCUAUGUGUCAUACAGAGCCAUAAACAAACACAUCGCCCUGUAUGAAUGUGCUGGCACUUCCCUGUUACAGAACUUGAACACAUGCUGUUGCUUCAUAUCCAACUGAUGUUUCCACUCUUUUUAAUGGUCAGGUUUCAUUCAUGUUACAUUUUGUGCAGAAAACAAGUAGGAAAUCCCAGCUGGUUGCACCUGAUCACUUUUCAUAAUCAUCAUUGUCAUCAUUAGUGUCUCUGUUCUAGAAGUCAAACCAUGCUAGUGUGAACAUCUUUUAAAUUUAGAAAAAACAGACUGAGAUCAUGCAGUGUUUUUUUCUGUCACUUAAUGUUGUGACUUCAGGCAACUUUUCGUUUUGGAUAAUAGUUUUGUAAAGAUGGUCUAUAAACGGUAGCCUCCUCCUGGUGUCCUCGGAGGAAUUUCUUGUCAAUUCAAGUCUUAAGAGUAUGUCUAUAGUAUUAUAAAAUAAAUCCCAGGUUGCACAAAGA